AUGACACUUCCUUCCAGACAGAGUGCCCAAUUCCUCCGCCGCCUGGUAGGGACUAAGUUCACUACCUUUUCUGACUUCGAUCCCCUGCAACAGCCGUCUGAUGUCUCCUCUCCUCCUGCAGCCUCUCCUCCUGCAGCCUCUCCUCCUGCAGCCUCGCCCCCUCCGGCCUCGUUUGCUACGGACUUCCUCGCUUCGGCCUUACUUACUACGGCCUCCUCCGCUACGGCUCCUACCCUUUCUACCUCUGGUCCGCCUCCUCCUAGGAUCGGCCGCUCGUGGACCAUCACGGCAAAGCUCUCGGAGAGGGCUGUUCAUCUCGUACAGGAAGACGUCGACAAGGGCGUUGGGUCUCCUAUGACAGUUGGCAGGUUUCUAUGCCAUCUAGAGGAGGAUCCGACGCAGGUAGCGUUUAUGCGAAUGUAUUAUCAGAUUCCUAUCACUGGGACGGAGGACGCUGAUCUGACUACACUAUCCCAACAAAUCCAACCCCAUGAGGUGUGUGGUGAACUAGAGGCGUUUAAGCAAUUGAUGAGUCGAGGCUGUAGCUCUGUUCCACGUUUCCUUGGUUACUGCGAAAAAAUGCAAGGGGAAUAUGGUCUCGUUCCUGGUGGCUAUGUUAAGUACCUCGUAUGGGAAAAGGUGCCUGGGGAGCCUCUUACAGAAGAAUUUUUCUGGAGCUUGGGUCCCCUUGUACGAGAGGAAAUUCGUGCCAAAUUUCGUGUUGCCUAUGAGGAGAUGCUGCGUUGCGGUAUACAACCAGAGCAGCCUAGAAUCUCGAAGAUCAUCUAUGAUCAGUCCACUGGCAAGGUUCGCAUUUCGGGGUUUCGAAUGGGAUGGCCAAUCUGUGAUACAAUUCAAUGGUCAGACACCCUUUAUAUCUCGUACGCGCUGGCUAAGCCACGCGAUGAUAGGAACUGGCGUUCUCGCCUGAAGGAUUGGGAGUUAUAA
This is a messenger RNA of Penicillium soppii, 948 nucleotides long. RefSeq lists its product as uncharacterized. The coding region runs from base 1 to 948 and encodes 315 amino acids. The record is from RefSeq and is a predicted model, not a curated record. The transcript has 4 exons. Lineage: Eukaryota; Fungi; Ascomycota; Eurotiomycetes; Eurotiales; Aspergillaceae.